AUGGGUUACUAUACAACCGAUAACGAGACGCUCAAUAUGCCUGGGUUGUCUGGCAAGCAGUUCCCCGACACCGCCCCUCAACAAUCAAGCGGAGUUCUGUACCACCAGCUACGCAGAGAGCCCUUGACUGUUGUUGGUGGUAAAGGGAGCUACCUUGUGACCGACACUGGGCUCGAAAUCCUCGAUGCCACUUGCGGUGCAGCUGUUUCUUGUCUUGGCCACAGCGAUGAACGCGUCCACGAAGCUAUCCUCGAUCAACUGAAGAAGAUACCAUACUGUUAUUCCCUCUAUUUUACCAACACCGCUGCUGAGAAUCUCUCGAAGCUGUUGGUAGACUCGACCGGGGGGAUCAUGUCUCGAGCCUAUAUUGUGAGCUCGGGCACGGAGGCUGUCGAAGCAGCUGUCAAAAUGGCCAUCCAGUACUUUACAGAACUACCUGUUCCGGAGCCUCAGCGAGUGAAGUUUAUCUCUCGUCAUUCGUCCUAUCAUGGAAACACCCUGGGUUCACUCGCUGUCGGACACCACGCUUCCCGAAGAAGAAUCUACGAAAGCCUUCUGUCCAAGAACAUAAGUCACAUCCCACAAUGCUACCCAUACAGAGGGAUGAAGCCGAAUGAAACCACAGAAGAGUACGUCACAAGGUUGGCCCAGGAGCUGGAAGAUGAGUUCCAACGACUGGGCCCAAACACCGUUGCCGCUUUCGUGGCCGAGACAAUGCCCGGUGCCACGCUUGGAUGUGUUCCACCACUACCUGGCUAUCUCAAAGCCCUGAAAGCAGUCUGUAAACGACACGGGGCACUCUUCAUCUUGGACGAGGUCAUGUCAGGUAUGGGACGUACAGGCACCCUCCAUGCCUGGGAACAAGAAGAUGUAGUCCCAGAUCUGCAAAUCAUCGCUAAAGGAUUGGGUGCUGGCUACGCGCCUAUCGCCGGCCUUCUCAUCAACAAACAUGUUGUUGACACACUGAAUCAGGGCACCGGUGCAUUUGUCCACAGUCAAACGUACCAAGGGCACCCUGUUGCCUGCGCAGCUGCCUACAGAGUUCAACAAAUCAUCCAGGAAGAUAAUUUGCUUCCCAACGUUCGGGAAAUGGGUAAAUAUUUAGGCGAGCUUCUUCACGAGAGACUUGACAACCACCCUCAUGUCGGCGAUAUUCGUGGCAGAGGCCUCUUUUGGGCUAUGGAGCUCGUCCAGGAUAGAGAGACCAAACAAUCGUAUCGGCCCUCUGAGGCGAUUUCUUGGACAAUGCAUACCACGGGCCUCAAACCAGAACAUGCGAUCUCUCUGAUGCCUGGGAGUGGGGGUGCUGAUGGAGUAAAUGGUGACCACAUCAUUCUGGCUCCCCCUUACAAUACUACACAGGAGGAAAUCAGGUUGAUGGUUGAUCGGACUGUUCGUGUGAUUCAGGAAGUGCUGGGUGAGUGA
Penicillium olsonii is the source of this 1425-nucleotide messenger RNA. The record is from the annotation of a GenBank genome assembly. NCBI's taxonomy places the organism in Eukaryota, Fungi, Ascomycota, Eurotiomycetes, Eurotiales, Aspergillaceae.